AUAAUUUCGGAAAAAGUGUCAUGGCAGAUAGUAUUGAGAAACUCAAAAAUGACAAAAAGCUUCAAGUCAUGGCAAGUGAAGUUCAAGCUAUUUGCGGGGAAAAAAGUUUAGAAGAAAUCCUUGUAGACCUUUAUAAAACACAAAGCGUAGAACUCACGAUUAAUCGUAUCUUUGAUGGAAAUUUCCUUGAAGGAACACGUUUAGAUCCUUUGAAAGUUUCAAAAAUUUCAUUCCCUAUCCACCUAUUAAAUGAGGAUUACGUCACAUCGACAAAAAACCAACCAAUUAAAACUAAUUUUAAUAAUGAACUUUUAUCAACAAAUUCUGCAAAGACUAAUUCAUCCACCUUUAUUACUUCAGAAUUUGAUGAUAAACCCAGUUUCAAGAGAUUACCAUCAGAUCUGGAAUCAAAUUUUAUAUUUUCCUGUUCCAUAGAUGAUAAUAUCAAACCAAUUAAAAAUUCAACCUGUUCAACUGGAUUUUCAAAAAAUCUUUCUCAUAUUCAAGAUAGAAAAGAAAAGUCCUCAAUUAAUUUGACAACGAAAAAAAACACAAACAGAAAUAGUAUAAUCGAUUUAACUGCUGAAGAUGAAGAUAGUGAUGCGACUUUGAGAUCAGAGGAUUCACAUGAACAAAACUUACAAAAACCAGCGUAUGAAUUUCAGCCUAAAAUAAUAUCGAAUGAACAUCAAUCCAAUGUAUUAAAGUUAAAUCAAGGAGAAAAUAAGAAUCUCAUAGAAACAACAAUUGAUAAUCUAAAUUAUGAUGAUUCCGUAACGCAUCAGAAACGUAAACGUAAGGACGUAGUGGGUCAGGCUAAUGUAAAUCCAAAAAUGACAGAAGAAGAUAAAUUAGCUGCUAAAAAGAUUAAAGAAGCCGAAAAAUUGGAGAAGAAAACUCAGAAGGAACAACAGAAAUUGGAACGUAAAAGACAAAAGGAAGAACGCGAGGCCGAGAAAAAAAGGCUUAAACAAAUUCAGGAAGUUAACAAAAUCAAGGGCAAUAAACUAGAAAUAUGUCGAGAAAUAAUAGUUGAUGUUUCAAAUGAUUUAUCGAGUAAAUCUCUAGUUGAUUACUUACGGGAUAAUCCAAAAUAUAAUUAUAUGACUAUUAACACUUUUCAGCACGAUAUUCCUAAUAUUAUUAAAUGGCGAAGAAAAGUUACUGCAGAAUGGGACGAUGAACUUUGUGCUUUCAUGCCAAUUCCAGAAAAGAUUCAGGAUGAAUCGUUUUUAUUGAUUUAUUUUGACGUGUCAGAAUUUAUCAAACUUAUUAAAGAUGAUAAUUUAUCAGAAAAUAUCAAUAGAUUAAGAGAAACUUUUAUCAACAAGAAAUUAGUUAUAUUAAUUGAAGGUUAUGAAAAUUAUUGUCGCAAGAGAAAAACACAAAUUAAUCGGAACUUUACCGAUGCUGUUCGAUUAGGUAUAGAAGAUCACGAUGUCGAAGAUAUGGAAACCACUAGGGUUCCAACAAAAAAAAAGAAAAAGAAUUAUGAGCAAGAACCUGACCUCGAGGAAGUGGAAGAGAAGUUUUUGUGGUUGCAGAUUAUUGCGAAAUGUCUUAUUAUUCACACAAAAGAUUUUGAGGAUACAGCAGAAACGAUAGGCAUCUUGUCAACUGAUAUUGCAACUAUACCAUACAAGAAUCGUAAUUGUGAUUUGAACUUUUGGGUUGAGGGACAAGUUCGUGUUGGAACAGGAUCUAGUGAUACUUGGCUGCGUAUGUUACAAGAGAUUCAACUUGUGACUGAGCCGGUAGCCAGAGGGAUUAUUAAUAUAUAUCCAACCGUCAAAUCGUUAUAUGAUGCAUAUAAGAAGUGUUUAACUAGAGAAGAAGCAGAAAGUCUUUUGUCGUUUGUUGAGAUUCCUAAUACUGGUUUUGCGCAACGUCGAUGUAUUAAUAAACCUCUAUCAAAAAAGAUAUAUGAGAUAUUUAUGGGAACUGAUCCGGAUUAUAUAAUUUCUUAAAAAUAUUUAUUUACAUGAAGGAAUUUAAUUUUAUCAAAAAGUAAUUUUCUUUAUCUCAAAGAACUUUAUUCAAGAUUGCUAAUUUGUUAGAAAACCUUCAUUAAAGAUCGAAAUUUAUUAUACCGAUAUAACUAUUUGAU
This is a messenger RNA of Rhizophagus irregularis DAOM 181602=DAOM 197198, 2107 nucleotides long. RefSeq lists its product as uncharacterized. The record is from RefSeq and is a predicted model, not a curated record. NCBI's taxonomy places the organism in Eukaryota, Fungi, Glomeromycota, Glomeromycetes, Glomerales, Glomeraceae. Gene Ontology annotation, molecular function: crossover junction DNA endonuclease activity; DNA binding. Gene Ontology annotation, cellular component: nucleus; Holliday junction resolvase complex. Gene Ontology annotation, biological process: replication fork processing; double-strand break repair; resolution of meiotic recombination intermediates.